UUCCUCUGUGGCCGGCCCUUCCAUUCCAGGCCUUCCCGCUCUCACUGUAAAGGGCAGAAGCACAGAAACAAACACCGAGUGGUGCAGAUGCCAGGUUACAGGACUUUCUUCCUCCUGCUUGAGAAACUUCACCUAGGUCUAGAUCAGGCACUCCGAAGGCCCUAUGAACGACUGGCCGCUAGGAUCGCCGCGCACGCGCAGACGCUCUACGCCGCCUCCUCCCUCCGGUCCCCAUAACCCGGCCCCGCCCCCGACGCCGCGGCCCCGCCCCCGACGCCCGGGGCUGGGUACCGCGACCUCAAAUCGCUCCCGCUCGGCACCGGCUUCAGUCGGUGGGAGACGGUUCCCGUUGCGCUUUCCUUUGGGUCCGCUUCUGGAGCCAUGCCUUCUGCUGUGUUGACGUCUCCGCGCCUGCACCGGGUGUUCGUGGUCGGCGUGGGCAUGACCAAGUUCACGAAGCCUGGAGGUUACAAUUCAAGGGAUUAUCCUGAUAUGGCAAAGGAAGCAGGCCAGAAGGCAUUGGCAGAUGCUCAGAUCCCUUAUUCCACUGUGGAGCAGGCAUGCGUUGGCUAUGUGUACGGGGACUCCACCUGUGGGCAGAGGGCUAUCUACCACAGUUUGGGAUUGACCGGCAUUCCUAUAAUCAAUGUCAACAAUAACUGUUCCACUGGUUCAACUGCUUUGUUUAUGGCCCGGCAACUGAUUCAAGGAGGUGUGGCAGAUUGUGUAUUGGCUCUUGGGUUUGAGAAGAUGGAGAAGGGGUCCCUUCCAAUAAAAUUUGCAGAUCGGUGCAAUCCACUUGACAAACAUAUUGAUGUCUUGAUCAAUAAGUAUGGAUUGUCUGCCCACCCUAUUGCUCCACAGAUGUUUGGGUCUGCUGGAAAAGAGCAUAUGGAAAAAUAUGGAACAAAAGUUGAACACUUUGCAAAAAUUGGAUGGAAAAAUCACAAACACUCAGUUAAUAACCCGUAUUCCCAGUUCCAAGAUGAAUACAACUUAGACGAAAUAAUGAGAUCAAAAACCGUUUUCGACUUUCUGACCAUCUUGCAAUGCUGUCCCACCUCAGACGGUGCUGCGGCGGCAGUUUUGGCUAGUGAAGAAUUUGUGCACAAGUAUGGCCUGCAAGCCAAAGCUGUGGAAAUCGUGGCACAGGAGAUGAUGACCGAUUUGUCAAGCACGUUUGAAGAAAAAAGCGUUAUUAAAAUGGUUGGCUUUGAUAUGAGUAAAGAAGCUGCCAGGAGGUGCUACGAGAAAUCCGGCCUGAAACCGAGUGACAUCGAUGUGAUAGAGCUUCAUGAUUGCUUUUCCGCCAAUGAACUCCUGACUUACGAAGCACUGGGGCUCUGUCCAGAAGGGCAAGGCGGAGCACUGGUUGACAGAGGAGAUAACACGUAUGGAGGGAAGUGGGUCGUAAACCCUAGUGGGGGACUCAUUUCCAAGGGACACCCACUGGGAGCGACAGGUCUGGCUCAGUGCGCGGAGCUCUGCUGGCAGCUGAGAGGCGAAGCCGGAAAGAGGCAGGUUCCUGGGGCAAAGGUGGCUCUGCAGCACAACUUAGGCCUCGGAGGAGCUGCGGUCGUUACACUCUACAGGAUGGGUUUUCCCGAAGCUGCCAGCUCCUUCAGAGCACACCAGAUUGAGGCUGCGCCUACCAGCUCUUCAGGGGAUGGAUUCAAGGCAGAUCUUGUCUUUAAGGAGAUUGAGAAGAAGCUUGAAGAGGAAGGGGAACAGUUCGUGAAGAAAAUCGGCGGUGUUUUUGCCUUCAAAGUGAAGGAUGGCCCUGGGGGCAGAGAAGCCACCUGGGUGGUGGACGUGAAGAACGGCAAAGGAUCAGUGCUUCCCAACUCAGAUAAGAAGGCGGACUGCACUAUCACCAUGGCUGACUCGGAUUUGCUGGCUCUGAUGACUGGGAAAAUGAAUCCUCAGUCGGCCUUCUUUCAAGGUAAACUGAAAAUUGCUGGUAACAUGGCUCUGGCGAUGAAACUGCAGAACCUUCAGCUUCAGCCCGGCAAAGCCAAGCUGUGAAGAGCCCCCUCUGGCAACCUCAGAACACACGAUGAGAUGUAGAUAUCCACGUGGAUAUGUAGAUAUCCACGGCUCAUUGUCAGGGCUUAGACUGACACUUCCUGGGUAGCAUGAGGUAGAUUUGUUGCUAAGUGGGUGUGGCCAAUCGAGUUUUUCCUGAGCUGGGGGUGAAUAGGGCCUCCCAGACUGCUGCUGCUGCUGCUGCUGCUUUGAGAACUUGAGUACAACUGUGCAUGACAAAGCUACUAUGUCAAUGAUGGUUUGGGGUAAAUUCGCGUUUCAGAAUAAAAUUCAGACCGUAACCUAAA
Messenger RNA from Peromyscus eremicus (cactus mouse), 2333 nucleotides. RefSeq names its product sterol carrier protein 2 (gene Scp2). The transcript has 16 exons. Gene Ontology annotation, molecular function: acyltransferase activity, transferring groups other than amino-acyl groups. The record is from RefSeq and is a predicted model, not a curated record. Bases 382 to 2025 code for a protein of 547 amino acids. NCBI's taxonomy places the organism in Eukaryota, Metazoa, Chordata, Mammalia, Rodentia, Cricetidae.